UAAUUAUUUUUCCUUCCCAGCAAACGAAAAAAAAAAAAACGCUUUUGAUUUAAAUUCCUCAAAUCCCUUUCUAAAUUAGUUACGGACGUACACAAGUAAGUGAGUCAAGAAAUCAUUUUGACAAUUUUGCUUAGACCGGCUUAGACGGAUGAUGGAUAUAUGUUCUCUAGUUAUUAAUCUGAUUUCUUGAAUGGUAAUAGUAAUAAGACAAGUUUCUUUUCAUUCGCAUUCGAUUUUGUCAAGAACUUGUUCUAGAAAACGGGCUGGUUAGACGCAUAAAUAGAAAUAGGAAGAAUAUUCUUCUGAGAUUAGCAGAUUCUUGUUGGAGAAACUUUUUUCUGGGUGUGUUCGCCGUUGAAACUGAAAUUUCACUAAGUUCAUUACUCUUUUAGAAAAGCGUCAUCUGUCGCAGCGAAGACAAACACAAUAUUUUACUAGAGCUGCUAACCCAGACGAAAGUUGGUUAUACUCCUAGUGAACCGGUGGAAAACAAAUUCCUUGACAAAUUUAGUUCGCAUUACGAAGUAUUGUUACUGCGAUAGUUUAAACGAAUAUGGGAGUGGUGAAGCGUCCAGGAGAAAUCAAACAAGUUGAUCAGGUUUCUAUUGCCGAGUAAAAGUUAAUUUGCUUUCUCCAGCUGCUUCCUUUCACUUCGUAGAUUAUGCGACAACAAAUAAGUUCAAAACUGCCUGUUUUUUUACGCGGUGUUUUCAAAUUUUUAAAUUCACUCUCAGUUCAAAGUAACCUCAUUCGACUCCACAACGUGUUAGUCUCGCGCGUUUUUCCAGUAUUUUCUCUAGCAACUUCUUUUCACUCUCUCCUUGAGUGCAUUGUUAGGUUAUAAAAGUGAGACCGCUGCUACACCAAAACUUCACACUCCCGACAACUCUUCCUCUACUAGGACGCAAUAAAGAUUCCCUCGUGAACUGCAACUGUGAAAUCGUUCUCCGGCAGCCAUGGCGAUUUUAAAAAUUGCUCUGAUUGCUGCUGCUUUAGUGACAUUGGUGGGUUGUGCAAAAAAGAAUACUAAAGGCGAUUUGGAACCGAUAGCAGCGACCCAUGGAAAAAGACACAUUAGUCCCGUCCAUUACGUGCAACCUUAUGCUGGUAGUCUACAAUAUCAUAGGCCAUCUGUUCUUGACAGCAGUGAUUACUACGGUGAAAGCGACAAGGGAAAUGGAGGAUACGUUGUGAUCUCUCACGAAAAAGAAAAAGGACACAAAAUAAAGGGGAAAGGAGGCAAAGGAAAAGGAGGAGGCGGUUAUGGCAGCGGAUACGACGACGGAUACAGCUCAUACGAACACGAAGGCGGCUCUUACGGAGGUAAAGCCAAAGGCAAAGGAUCUUACGGCAAAGGAAAAGGCUACGGAAAAGGAAAAGGAGGAUCGUAUGGCAAAGGAAAAGGGGGCAGCUACGGAAGCAAAGGAAAAGGAAAGGGAGUAUCUUAUGGCAAAGUAAAAAGUUACGGAAGCAAAGGAAAAGGAGGAUCUUACGGAAAAGGCAAAGGAGGCAUUCCUUAUGGAAGCGGUGGAUACAGCUACUCAUACGGGGGCGGCAACAACAACCAUGGCGGUGGAUCGUCUGAAAGCCACGGCAAUAACAACGGAGGCAAUUCAUACGGAGCCGUUAUAGAGUCCUACGGAACAGUAGGUACAACGUACGGAGCAGUAGGAACCUCGUACGGAUAUGUGGGUAACUCGUACGGACAUUUAGACACUUCAUAUGGAAUCAGUGGAGUUGGAUACGAUUCGUAUGGAAGCAGCUUUAAUGGAGGUGGAGGUGGCUCAUCUGAAAACAACGGAAAUGGAGACAGCAGUGGAACAUGGGAGAAUUUACCCAUCGGCAGUAUUUUAGAGGGCAACAACGAUUCCGGAAGCAAUGCGGGCAGAGACGAAAGUGUCGGAACAGGCGAAAAUCAAUCCGAAGGUGCCAUCAGAAGCAACGUAAACGAAGGCAGCGAAUCUGGAAGUAUUGCAGAUGGAGGGAGUGAAUCCGGAAGCAGCCUUGCAGGAGAUGGCGGAUCUGGAAGCAGUGCUACCGGUGCAUCCGAGGCCAGCGGGAAAAAGCGGAGCACUAGUGAAAUUGACGAAACAUUAUCCGAUAGCGAAGUCGAGGGAAGUACUACACCAGUUACACCUGCAACAAGUAGUACUGCAGCUCCAACUAGCGGAAGCGGAAGAAAUGGGAAAACCAUCAACGUCUCCAUCAAUACAAAAGGUGGCAGCUCGAACGACGAAAAUGGAAACAAUACUGUCAGGGUAGAUUUCCAAACUGACGGCAAUGACAGUGGCGAAAAAGCAUUUUCCGUCAGCGUCCACUUUUCAACCGCCAAUAAUGAAAAAGGUCAAAAUAGUAAAAAAGCAUCACCUCAAAGCUCAGACACAGGUGCUGAUAUUCCGGACAGUGGCAAAGCAUCAGAAGCCGGGACUGAUGGUAGCAGCGCAACAGUUUCUUCGGGCGGUAAAAGGAGCAUUGUAAAUGUCAGCAACGAAAGCGGAUCGGCAAAUGCAGUAGCAGCCAAUAAGGAUUCCGGAAAUGGAAACAAUGUAUCCACCAAUAGACCACCGGUUAGCAACAACAGUGGGAAAACUAACAGCUCGUCGUCAGGAACGAAGAGCGAUGGCGAGCAAAGGACCAAUGCAAACAAGGGGAAAGAUGAAAACCGAUCUACUAGGAAUACAACCUCACCAUCCGUCAGGAGUACACCUGGGACAAGUCAAGAAAAAAAUAGCAGCCCUGAUUGCGUUGGCGGAUGCUUCAGCAUCACACCUCUAAUCGAAUCCAACAGCAGCGGAAAGGCCAGCGCAUCGCACAUCGUGAGCAGUUCGGUUUCCCCUGGAAGACCUGGAAAUGACAGAAAAGUGAAUAGCAACAGAGCAAGUGUUGGUAAUAAAGGUUCUGUCGAUAGCGAACGUGGAAGAUCCGGUGCGGCUAGUAGUGCAUCUAGAAAUACGACUUCUGGAGUCGUGACGAAAGGCAGCACAUCGGGAAACAGUGGCGGAGGAUCAGUUGGUAAUAGUAGCACUCGCCGUCCUGCCAGACCAAGACCUACGCCAUUAACUGAAAAAACAACUUCCGAGAGAGUUGAAGUAACAGCAGUCAAUCUGACUGAAGGGAAUCACACCCGUCAUACUCCAAGGUACAGACCAUUGCCAUGGAUGGAACCUGCCGUUAUUUCUCUAUUCGGGUUUAGUGGGAAUGCCGGCGAGGUUUCUAAAAAUGUGAAAAAUAUUGAUGACGGAAAACGUAGUAACGCUAAUGAAACACGUAUCCCAAGACUCAGACCCACAUCUAAACCGGAAGAAACUUCAUUUUCUGGAAGCGACGGAUCUGGUGGAAGAAGCCAAAGAGAAUCAAAUAAGCAACAGACGAGUGCUGGAAGCAGUGGAUCCAGCAACGCUCAUAAUACGGCUGUCCGAUAUUUGCCCAGAUACAAACCUCUUACUACGACGGAAGGUAUUACUCAUUUGUUUUCCAACGACUCUGCCGUUGUUGGGAAGGAUGUUAAAGGAUCCUCCGGGAAAGACGGCAGCGAUCCCUUCGCUACACUACCAAUGCUAGUUCCAUAUUUACCAAUCGAUACGUACUACAUUCCACUUCGCCGAUUAACGAGGGGACACAAAAAACCAGUUGUGACGUGAUGCCAUUUAUUCUCAUCCAAUUUGUUCAUCGUUACAGAGAUCUUUCAUUUUAUCGAAUUAUAACUGUUUGUUGAGUUCAAUUGUACGGUGCUGUGUGCUUUACAAUCAAUACACCGAUUAAGUUUUU
Messenger RNA from Daphnia pulicaria, 3768 nucleotides. RefSeq names its product hornerin-like. Bases 957 to 3641 code for a protein of 894 amino acids. Lineage: Eukaryota; Metazoa; Arthropoda; Branchiopoda; Diplostraca; Daphniidae. The transcript is spliced from 5 exons. The record is from RefSeq and is a predicted model, not a curated record.